CGUCCAAACGAAUUCCUUUGGUCCAAAUAGAGCUCUCAGAUCAGUCAAACUGCAGCCAUUAUAGAGCGAGAAAGAAGGGAAGGAAGAGAAAAUAAAGGAAAAUAAUUUGUUUUUGAUGGAUAAAGAAGGAAAAUAAUUAGUCUGUUUGCCGUUGAAGCCGUGUUUCUUUCUAUAUAUAUAUUUUGUCUCCUUGUAUUGAUUUCCUUUCCGCCCACCGACCUCUGGCAGGGAUACCCUGAAUCUCUUCUCCUUCAAAUUUUCUUUUUUCUCUUUUCCUUUUCCCCUCCGUUGUUAGGUAGGAAUAAGAAGAUUGAUUUUUUAUUUCGAAAAUAAGAACAGAGGGGAAAAGUUUGCAAGAUUUGCUGUUUGUGAUGGAUCUCAAGAGGUCGAUCUGUAUUCUUUGUAUUGUACUUGUGGUUCUUCUUUCAAAUGUAUCUGCCAAUGGAGUAUUCAGGGUUCAGCACAAAUUUGCGGGUCGGAAGCGUUCGUUAACUGACAUAAAAACUCAUGAUGGGCGGCGUCACCGUCGGUUGCUUGCCAACGUUGAUCUUCCUUUGGGUGGAGAUGGCCAUCCUGCUAGUACUGGGCUUUAUUUUGCAAAAAUUGGAAUUGGAACUCCUCCAAAGGAUUACUAUGUACAAGUUGAUACUGGAAGCGACAUUCUAUGGGUGAAUUGUAUCCAAUGCACCCGGUGUCCAAAGAAAAGCGACCUUGGUGUAGAACUUACUUUAUAUGAUAUAAAAGAUUCUCAGACGGGAAAGGAGAUAACUUGUGAUCAAGAUUUUUGUACUUCCAUGUAUAAUGGUGAAAAUCUUCCUGGCUGCUAUGUUGGUGGACCUUGUGCAUAUAGUGUGGUGUAUGGAGAUGGGAGCACAACAACUGGAUACUAUAUAAGAGAUUUUGUGGAAUAUGCCCAAGUGUCUGGAAACUUCCAAACUAAACCAGCAAAUGGAAGUGUUGUAUUUGGGUGUGGUGCUAAACAAUCUGGUGAUCUAGGUUCGUCAAGUGCAGCACUGGAUGGAAUACUUGGUUUUGGACAAUCAAAUGCAUCCAUGAUUUCUCAGCUUGCUUCAGCUGGAAAAAUGAGAAAGAUGUUUGCUCACUGCUUAGAUAAUGUAAAUGGAGGUGGGAUCUUUGCAAUCGGACAUGUUGUGCAGCCAAAAGUUAAAACAACUCCAAUGGUACCCAAUCGGCCACAUUAUAAUGUCAAUCUGAAGGCAAUUGAGGUUGGUGGUGCUGUUCUACAACUUCCAACAGAUGUAUUUAAUUCUGAGGAGGCAGGGACGAUAAUUGAUAGUGGGACAACUUUGGCUUAUCUUCCAGAUACGGUUUACUCCGCAUUGAUGAAUCAGGUAAUGUCUCAACAGCCCAAUCUGCAAACUCAUAUUGUUGAAGAUCAGUUUCAAUGUUUUCAGUACAUAGGAAGUGUGGAUGAUGGAUUUCCAGUUGUUACUCUUCGUUUUGAAAACUCACUUCCACUGGUGGUUUACCCUCAUGACUAUCUGUUCCAAAUCCGUGAAGAUGCAUGGUGUGUUGGCUGGCAAAAUAGUGGUUUACAAUCAAAGGAUGGAAAGGACAUGACCCUUUUGGGAGAUAUAGUUUUAUCAAAUAAGCUAAUUGUAUAUGACCUUGAAAAUCAGACAAUUGGGUGGACUGAGUAUAACUGUUCUUCAAGCAUUAAAGUUCAGGAUGAACAGUCUGGACCAGAGUAUUAUAUAGGUGCACAUGAUGUUUCUUCUGCAUGGAGUUGGAAUGUGGGAUGGGUUAUAAUGUUGUUGUUAUUAACCGCCAUGCUGCAUAACUUAAUUUAUUGAAUUAGUGAAAGCAAUAAUCAUGCAUCCUCCAUUAAUUUCCAUGUAUUAUAAUCAUUUCCUUCUAAAUGAAAAUGUCAGAAAAAAAAAGAAAGUUUCAGCUUGAUAGAUUUUUUUUCA
Nelumbo nucifera (sacred lotus) is the source of this 1931-nucleotide messenger RNA. RefSeq names its product aspartic proteinase 36-like. NCBI's taxonomy places the organism in Eukaryota, Viridiplantae, Streptophyta, Magnoliopsida, Proteales, Nelumbonaceae. Gene Ontology annotation, biological process: proteolysis. Gene Ontology annotation, molecular function: aspartic-type endopeptidase activity. The record is from RefSeq and is a predicted model, not a curated record.